AUGGCUGAACGACGGGGUAGGCUACCUGAGCACGUUACUCAGGGAUGGCUGAACGACGGGGUAGGCUACCUGAGCACGUUACUCAGGGAUGGCUGAACGACGGGUAGGCUACCUGAGCACGUUACUCAGGGAUGGCUGAACGACGGGUAGGCUACCUGAGCACGUUACUCAGGGAUGGCUGAACGACGGGUUUACAAAAAAAAACGUUUUUAAGACUCAUUUAGAUAUUUUUCUGCUUAUAGUUUCUGACAUUUAGUAGGCUAUUUGUUAGUCAACUUAUCUAUAAUUAAAAACAUGCAGCUGAUCUUCUGUCAUUACUUGAUGCUUGUCUAGAAUAUUUAGAUAAAGCCUAGCUCACCAGAAUGAUGUCAUAAAUUUGAUAGAAUGAAUGCAUCAUCAACAAUCUAGUUGACAUUGGUAAAGUCUACAUUUCUGCUUCGGUCAUAGAUCGAGGACAUUUAGGGACCAGGGUUUAUGUGGUUGAAAAUUAAAUACUGUCAGCUUUUAUGUCGCUGUCAGAAAUUGCGCAUUUAGGCCACACAACAGGUCCCUAAGCGUGCAAUCGCAUUCUCUCAAGAUGCUGAAAGAAAAAUAAAUCCUAUUUCUCCACACCUGUUCACGAGACAAAAUUAACAUUUGGUGUAUCAUUUUACUGCAAGGAACACUUAAUUCUGUAGGAGUUAAUAUUAUAAAAGGCUACCUGAGGCCUGCGGUCAGUGUCCAGACUUCAGUUAAUAUUAUAAUAGGCUACAUGAGGCCUACAGUCAGUGUCCAGACUUCAGUUAAUAUUAUAAUAGGCUACAUGAGGCCUGCGGUCAGUGUCCAGACUUCAGUUCAUAUUAUAAUAGGCUACAUGAGGCCUGCGGUCAGUGUCCAGACUUCAGUUAAUAUUAUAAUAGGCUACAUGAGGCCUGCGGUCAGUGUCCAGACUUCAGUUAAUAUUAUAAUAGGCUACAUGAGGCCUGCGGUCAGUGUCCAAACUUCAGUUAAUAUUAUAAUAGGCUACCUGAGGCCUGCGGUCAGUGUCCAGACUUCAGUUAAUAUUAUAAUAGGCUACAUGAGGCCUACAGUCAGUGUCCAGACUUCAGUUAAUAUUAUAAUAGGCUACAUGAGGCCUACAGUCAGUGUCCAGACUUCAGAUAAUAUUAUAAUAGGCUACAUGAGGCCUGCGGUCAGUGUCCAGACUUCAGUUAAUAUUAUAAUAAGCUACAUGAGGCCGUCAGUCAGUGUCCAGACUUCAGUUAAUAUUAUAAUAGGCUACAUGAGGCCUACAGUCAGUGUCCAGACUUCAGUUAAUAUUAUAAUAGGCUACCUGAGGCCUGCGGUCAGUGUCCAGACUUCAGUUCAUAUUAUAAUAGGCUACAUGAGGCCUGCGGUCAGUGUCCAGACUUCAGUUAAUAUUAUAAUAGGCUACAUGAGGCCUGCGGUCAGUGUCCAGACUUCAGUUCAUAUUAUAAUAGGCUACAUGAGGCCUGCGGUCAGUGUCCAGACUUCAGUUAAUAUUAUAAUAGGCUACAUGAGGCCUGCGGUCAGUGUCCAGACUUCAGUUAAUAUUAUAAUAGGCUACAUGAGGCCUGCGGUCAGUGUCCAGACUUCAGUUAAUAUUAUAAUAGGCUACAUGAGGCCUGCGGUCAGUGUCCAGACUUCAGUUCAUAUUAUAAUAGGCUACCUGAGGCCUGCGGUCAGUGUCCAGACUUCAGUUCAUAUUAUAAUAGGCUACAUGAGGCCUGCGGUCAGUGUCCAGACUUCAGUUAAUAUUAUAAUAGGCUACAUGAGGCCUACAGUCAGUGUCCAGACUUCAGUUAAUAUUAUAAUAGGCUACCUGAGGCCUGCGGUCAGUGUCCAGACUUCAGUUCAUAUUAUAAUAGGCUACAUGAGGCCUGCGGUCAGUGUCCAGACUUCAGUUAAUAUUAUAAUAGGCUACAUGAGGCCUGCGGUCAGUGUCCAGACUUCAGUUCAUAUUAUAAUAGGCUACAUGAGGCCUGCGGUCAGUGUCCAGACUUCAGUUAAUAUUAUAAUAGGCUACAUGAGGCCUGCGGUCAGUGUCCAGACUUCAGUUAAUAUUAUAAUAGGCUACAUGAGGCCUGCGGUCAGUGUCCAGACUUCAGUUAAUAUUAUAAUAGGCUACAUGAGGCCUGCGGUCAGUGUCCAGACUUCAGUUCAUAUUAUAAUAGGCUACAUGAGGCCUGCGGUCAGUGUCCAGACUUCAGUUAAUAUUAUAAUAGGCUACAUGAGGCCUGCGGUCAGUGUCCAGACUUCAGUUAAUAUUAUAAUAGGCUACAUGAGGCCUGCGGUCAGUGUCCAAACUUCAGUUAAUAUUAUAAUAGGCUACCUGAGGCCUGCGGUCAGUGUCCAGACUUCAGUUAAUAUUAUAAUAGGCUACAUGAGGCCUACAGUCAGUGUCCAGACUUCAGUUAAUAUUAUAAUAGGCUACAUGAGGCCUACAGUCAGUGUCCAGACUUCAGAUAAUAUUAUAAUAGGCUACAUGAGGCCUGCGGUCAGUGUCCAGACUUCAGUUAAUAUUAUAAUAAGCUACAUGAGGCCGUCAGUCAGUGUCCAGACUUCAGUUAAUAUUAUAAUAGGCUACAUGAGGCCUACAGUCAGUGUCCAGACUUCAGUUAAUAUUAUAAUAGGCUACCUGAGGCCUGCGGUCAGUGUCCAGACUUCAGUUCAUAUUAUAAUAGGCUACAUGAGGCCUGCGGUCAGUGUCCAGACUUCAGUUAAUAUUAUAAUAGGCUACAUGAGGCCUGCGGUCAGUGUCCAGACUUCAGUUCAUAUUAUAAUAGGCUACAUGAGGCCUGCGGUCAGUGUCCAGACUUCAGUUAAUAUUAUAAUAGGCUACAUGAGGCCUGCGGUCAGUGUCCAGACUUCAGUUAAUAUUAUAAUAGGCUACAUGAGGCCUGCGGUCAGUGUCCAGACUUCAGUUAAUAUUAUAAUAGGCUACAUGAGGCCUGCGGUCAGUGUCCAGACUUCAGUUCAUAUUAUAAUAGGCUACAUGAGGCCUGCGGUCAGUGUCCAGACUUCAGUUCAUAUUAUAAUAGGCUACAUGAGGCCUGCGGUCAGUGUCCAGACUUCAGUUAAUAUUAUAAUAGGCUACAUGAGGCCUGCGGUCAGUGUCCAGACUUCAGUUCAUAUUAUAAUAGGCUACAUGAGGCCUGCGGUCAGUGUCCAGACUUCAGUUAAUAUUAUAAUAGGCUACAUGAGGCCUGUGGUCAGUGUCCAGACUUCAGUUAAUAUUAUAAUAGGCUACCUGAGGCCUGCGGUCAGUGUCCAGACUUCAGUUAAUAUUAUAAUAGGCUACCUGAGGCCUACAGUCAGUGUCCAGACUUCAGUUAAUAUUAUAAUAGGCUACAUGAGGCCUGCGGUCAGUGUCCAGACUUCAGUUAAUAUUAUAAUAGGCUACCUGAGGCCUGCGGUCAGUGUCCAGACUUCAGUUCAUAUUAUAAUAGGCUACCUGAGGCCUGCGGUCAGUGUCCAGACUUCAGUUAAUAUUAUAAUAGGCUACAUGAGGCCUGCGGUCAGUGUCCAGACUUCAGUUAAUAUUAUAAUAGGCUACCUGAGGCCUGCGGUCAGUGUCCAGACUUCAGUUCAUAUUAUAAUAGGCUACAUGAGGCCUGCGGUCAGUGUCCAGACUUCAGUUAAUAUUAUAAUAGGCUACCUGAGGCCUGUGGUCAGUGUCCAGACUUCAGUUAAUAUUAUAAUAGGCUACAUGAGGCCUAUGGUCAGUGUCCAGACUUCAGUUCAUAUUAUAAUAGGCUACAUGAGGCCUGCGGUCAGUGUCCAGACUUCAGUUAAUAUUAUAAUAGGCUACAUGAGGCCUGCGGUCAGUGUCCAGACUUCAGUUAAUAUUAUAAUAGGCUACAUGAGGCCUGCGGUCAGUGUCCAGACUUCAGUUCAUAUUAUAAUAGGCUACAUGAGGCCUGCGGUCAGUGUCCAGACUUCAGUUAAUAUUAUAAUAGGCUACAUGAGGCCUGCGGUCAGUGUCCAGACUUCAGUUAAUAUUAUAAUAGGCUACAUGAGGCCUGCGGUCAGUGUCCAGACUUCAGUUCAUAUUAUAAUAGGCUACAUGAGGCCUGCGGUCAGUGUCCAGACUUCAGUUCAUAUUAUAAUAGGCUACAUGAGGCCUGCGGUCAGUGUCCAGACUUCAGUUAAUAUUAUAAUAGGCUACAUGAGGCCUGCGGUCAGUGUCCAGACUUCAGUUAAUAUUAUAAUAGGCUACAUGAGGCCUGCGGUCAGUGUCCAGACUUCAGUUAAUAUUAUAAUAGGCUACAUGAGGCCUGCGGUCAGUGUCCAGACUUCAGUUAAUAUUAUAAUAGGCUACAUGAGGCCUGCGGUCAGUGUCCAGACUUCAGUUCAUAUUAUAAUAGGCUACCUGAGGCCUACAGUCAGUGUCCAGACUUCAGUUAAUAUUAUAAUAGGCUACAUGAGGCCUACAGUCAGUGUCCAGACUUCAGUUAAUAUUAUAAUAGGCUACAUGAGGCCUGCGGUCAGUGUCCAGACUUCAGUUAAUAUUAUAAUAGGCUACAUGAGGCCUGCGGUCAGUGUCCAGACUUCAGUUCAUAUUAUAAUAGGCUACAUGAGGCCUGCGGUCAGUGUCCAGACUUCAGUUAAUAUUAUAAUAGGCUACAUGAGGCCUGUGGUCAGUGUCCAGACUUCAGUUAAUAUUAUAAUAGGCUACCUGAGGCCUACAGUCAGUGUCCAGACUUCAGUUAAUAUUAUAAUAGGCUACCUGAGGCCUACAGUCAGUGUCCAGACUUCAGUUAAUAUUAUAAUAGGCUACAUGAGGCCUACAGUCAGUGUCCAGACUUCAGAUAAUAUUAUAAUAGGCUACAUGAGGCCUGCGGUCAGUGUCCAGACUUCAGUUAAUAUUAUAAUAGGCUACAUGAGGCCUGCGGUCAGUGUUCAGACUUCAGUUAAUAUUAUAAUAGGCUACAUGAGGCCUGCGGUCAGUGUCCAGACUUCAGUUAAUAUUAUAAUAGGCUACAUGAGGCCUGUGGUCAGUGUCCAGACUUCAGUUAAUAUUAUAAUAGGCUACAUGAGGCCUGCGGUCAGUGUCCAGACUUCAGUUAAUAUUAUAAUAGGCUACCUGAGGCCUACAGUCAGUGUCCAGACUUCAGUUAAUAUUAUAAUAGGCUACCUGAGGCCUACAGUCAGUGUCCAGACUUCAGUUAAUAUUAUAAUAGGCUACAUGAGGCCUACAGUCAGUGUCCAGACUUCAGUUAAUAUUAUAAUAGGCUACAUGAGGCCUGCGGUCAGUGUCCAGACUUCAGUUAAUAUUAUAAUAGGCUACCUGAGGCCUGCGGUCAGUGUCCAGACUUCAGUUCAUAUUAUAAUAGGCUACCUGAGGCCUGCGGUCAGUGUCCAGACUUCAGUUCAUAUUAUAAUAGGCUACAUGAGGCCUGCGGUCAGUGUCCAGACUUCAGUUAAUAUUAUAAUAGGCUACCUGAGGCCUGCGGUCAGUGUCCAGACUUCAGUUCAUAUUAUAAUAGGCUACAUGAGGCCUGCGGUCAGUGUCCAGACUUCAGUUAAUAUUAUAAUAGGCUACCUGAGGCCUGCGGUCAGUGUCCAGACUUCAGUUCAUAUUAUAAUAGGCUACAUGAGGCCUGCGGUCAGUGUCCAGACUUCAGUUAAUAUUAUAAUAGGCUACAUGAGGCCUGCGGUCAGUGUCCAGACUUCAGUUAAUAUUAUAAUAGGCUACAUGAGGCCUGCGGUCAGUGUCCAGACUUCAGUUAAUAUUAUAAUAGGCUACAUGAGGCCUGCGGUCAGUGUCCAGACUUCAGUUAAUAUUAUAAUAGGCUACAUGAGGCCUGCGGUCAGUGUCCAGACUUCAGUUAAUAUUAUAAUAGGCUACAUGAGGCCUGCGGUCAGUGUCCAGACUUCAGUUCAUAUUAUAAUAGGCUACAUGAGGCCUGCGGUCAGUGUCCAGACUUCAGUUCAUAUUAUAAUAGGCUACAUGAGGCCUGCGGUCAGUGUCCAGACUUCAGUUAAUAUUAUAAUAGGCUACAUGAGGCCUGCGGUCAGUGUCCAGACUUCAGUUAAUAUUAUAAUAGGCUACAUGAGGCCUGUGGUCAGUGUCCAGACUUCAGUUAAUAUUAUAAUAGGCUACCUGAGGCCUACAGUCAGUGUCCAGACUUCAGUUAAUAUUAUAAUAGGCUACCUGAGGCCUACAGUCAGUGUCCAGACUUCAGUUAAUAUUAUAAUAGGCUACAUGAGGCCUACAGUCAGUGUCCAGACUUCAGAUAAUAUUAUAAUAGGCUACAUGAGGCCUGCGGUCAGUGUCCAGACUUCAGUUAAUAUUAUAAUAGGCUACAUGAGGCCUGUGGUCAGUGUCCAGACUUCAGUUAAUAUUAUAAUAGGCUACCUGAGGCCUACAGUCAGUGUCCAGACUUCAGUUAAUAUUAUAAUAGGCUACAUGAGGCCUGCGGUCAGUGUCCAGACUUCAGUUAAUAUUAUAAUAGGCUACCUGAGGCCUACAGUCAGUGUCCAGACUUCAGUUAAUAUUAUAAUAGGCUACAUGAGGCCUACAGUCAGUGUCCAGACUUCAGAUAAUAUUAUAAUAGGCUACAUGAGGCCUGCGGUCAGUGUCCAGACUUCAGUUAAUAUUAUAAUAGGCUACAUGAGGCCUGCGGUCAGUGUUCAGACUUCAGUUAAUAUUAUAAUAGGCUACAUGAGGCCUGCGGUCAGUGUCCAGACUUCAGUUAAUAUUAUAAUAGGCUACAUGAGGCCUGUGGUCAGUGUCCAGACUUCAGUUAAUAUUAUAAUAGGCUACCUGAGGCCUACAGUCAGUGUCCAGACUUCAGUUAAUAUUAUAAUAGGCUACAUGAGGCCUGUGGUCAGUGUCCAGACUUCAGUUAAUAUUAUAAUAGGCUACAUGAGGCCUACAGUCAGUGUCCAGACUUCAGUUAAUAUUAUAAUAGGCUACCUGAGGCCUACAGUCAGUGUCCAGACUUCAGUUAAUAUUAUAAUAGGCUACAUGAGGCCUACAGUCAGUGUCCAGACUUCAGAUAAUAUUAUAAUAGGCUACAUGAGGCCUGCGGUCAGUGUCCAGACUUCAGUUAAUAUUAUAAUAGGCUACAUGAGGCCUGCGGUCAGUGUUCAGACUUCAGUUAAUAUUAUAAUAGGCUACAUGAGGCCUACAGUCAGUGUCCAGACUUCAGAUAAUAUUAUAAUAGGCUACAUGAGGCCUGCGGUCAGUGUCCAGACUUCAGUUAAUAUUAUAAUAGGCUACCUGAGGCCUACGGUCAGUGUCCAGACUUCAGUUCAUAUGAUAAUAGGCUACCUGAGGCCUACAGUCAGUGUCCAGACUUCAGAUAAUAUUAUAAUAGGCUACAUGAGGCCUGCGGUCAGUGUCCAGACUUCAGUUAAUAUUAUAAUAGGCUACCUGAGGCCUACAGUCAGUGUCCAGACUUCAGUUAAUAUUAUAAUAGGCUACAUGAGGCCUACAGUCAGUGUCCAGACUUCAGAUAAUAUUAUAAUAGGCUACAUGAGGCCUGCGGUCAGUGUCCAGACUUCAGUUAAUAUUAUAAUAGGCUACCUGAGGCCUACGGUCAGUGUCCAGACUUCAGUUCAUAUGAUAAUAGGCUACCUGAGGCCUACAGUCAGUGUCCAGACUUCAGUUAAUAUUAUAAUAGGCUACCUGAGGCCUGCAGUCAGUGUCCAGACUUCAGUUAAUAUUCCAACUAUUAUGCUACUCCGGCAUCCAUACAUUGACAUUUUAUACAUUACUGCUUAUCACUUAUUAACCAUCAGUUAUUCACAUUGCUUUAAUACAAUAUUUCAGUUGUUGGGGCGGCAGUUAGCUUAGUGGUUAAGAGCGUUGUGCCAGUAACCGAAAGGUCGCUGGUUCUAAUCCCCGAGCCGACUAGGUGAAAAAUCUGUCGAUUGUGCCCUUGAGCAAGGCACUUAACCCUAAUUGCUCAUGUAAGUCGUUCUGGAUAAGAGCGUCUGCUAAAUGACUAAAAUGUAAAUGUUGUGUAUAUUCCAUUUGUUUUAUUUGAUCACCUCUAUAGAGCUGCUGUCUGACAAAAUCACUAUUUUAGUAGUUCUUCAAAUUUAAAUAAGGCAUAUUUUUCUGACUGUUGAAUACCAACACCUCGCGAAGCAACUUCUUUCUAUGUAUCCCCUCUUGAUCACGCAUUCUUCUCUCUUCUGUAGCAGGCGUAAAAGAAACACAGAGCGGACAAGUAGCCGCGCAACGGAUUAUGGUCAUUGUAGUUAAUUACCACGUUUUCUGAGCUAAACUAUGUAGAACGUUGGCCUGUUGGAAACUACAAGUCCCUACGACAUCGCACAGUUCGGGCUUGAUCUGAUUUAUCUCUAGAGAAACUGCAGCGCAAUGACAGGACAAAAAUGGAAUUCAAAUAAUUGAACCGACGUCGGUCAAUUCAUUUUUUUAAAACUGAAAAAUAACCGACAUUUCGGUUAAUCGCUGUAGACGUGAGGGUGUUAUAUUGUUAUAUUAUAAUUUUAUAUUAUUAUAUUGUUUUAUACCAUGUUAUUGUUGAAUACUCCUUUCUGAUUGGCUUGAAGGGCAUUCUAGAGUGUGCAUUAUUUCACUAUAACUUAAUAUUGUUAUAUAAUGUUAUGUUAUAUUAUUAUUAUAUUGUUUGUUAUAUUAUAUAUUGUUAUUGUAUUGUUAUAUUAUGAAAUGGUUGUUCUUUGGCAGGUGUGUUGUCCCAGUUGUCCAGCCACAGUAGAAAUGGGAGAGUGUGUGUUUCACCGUGCUUCUCUCUGCAGCGGAGGAACAACUCUACCUCACCUAAGAUCAAGGUGGAUCUGGACAGCAGUACAGGUAAACCCCUGCACAGCGUCUUGCACCUGUCCCAAAUGGCACCCUAUCCACUACAUAAGGGGAAGACAACCCUGGUCCUGGAGGGAAACAGGUACUGUCUACAUCAGGGGUAGAUAACCCUGGUCCUGGAGGGCAACAGGUCACUGUCUACAUUUUCAUCAGGGGAGAUACCAUGGUCUGGAGGCCAAACAGGUACUGUCUACAUCAUCAGGUUAGAUAACCCUGGUCCUGGAGGGCACAGGUAGUUACAUCAUCAGGGGUAGAAACCUGGUCGCGAGGACAAUGGUACUGUCUCCAAUCAGGGUAGAUAACCAUGGUCUGGAGGGCAACAGGUACUGUUCUAAUCAGGGGUAGCAUACCCUGGUCCUGGGGACACAACAGGUACUGUCUACAUCAGGGGUAGAUAACCGGUCCUGGAGAGGACAAUAGGUACUGUCUACAUAAGGGAAGACAACCCUGGUCUCUGGAGUGGCCAAAGGGUUACUGUCUACAUCAGGGUAGAUAACCCUUGGUCCUGGAGGACAAAUAGGUUACGGUCUUACAUCAGGGUAGAAACCUGGGCUGGAGGACAACAGGUCAUGUUACAUCCGGGGUAGAUAACCUGGUCCUGGAGGACAACAGGUACGGUCUACAUCAGGGGUAGAAAACCCUGUCUGGAGGACAACAGGUGACUGUAUAAUAAGGGGUAGAUAACCCUGGUCCGGAGGACAAUCAGGUAUUACUUUCAUAGUUUGUUUAAACCCAUACUGGAGACCAGGGGUGUGGAAUAAAUUAGGCAGUCACUGAACUGAUCAAUAGUUUAUUGCAUUAGUAAAGGGUAACUAACACCCCAAAAUAUUAAAAUAUUAAAAAUCAGCAAUUUCUUAGAUUUUUCCCAGACCGUCAUUUUUGUAAAUAGUGGUCUCCUGAUGUGGUUUAGGCAGUGUGGGACUUCCACAAUUGGUUGUUUUGCUAUAGAAAAAAUUUUUUGGUUUAAACCUGGAAACAAAACCAAAAGGCAGCAGGCAAAAAAUAAGGAACCUUAUUUUUAUAGGGCCCUACACACUAUUCCCUACAUAGUGUACUAUUUUGACCCAGAGCCUUCUGACGGGACCAAGUCUGCAUCCCACCUGUCAGCCUGUUCUCAUGUAGGCAGGACCACUGAGAACAGGCUGACAUUCGUUGCCAUACUUCUUCUUCCCCCUCUCCCUACCCUGUGGCAUUCCCCAUCCACCUACUACCUCUACUCAAGCAGCGGCCCACAAGCUGAAUCCACGGCCUACGAGGCAGAUCCACCACACCCGCCGAACUGCGCGCGCCGAGCCACCUAGUAACGCGGCCACGGGCAGGCGGAACACACACCAAAGCAGGACACCGCCUCGCUAGACGCGCAACCAUGCGCAAUCCCACGGCAGCUGACACCACCUAAAGUAAAUACGAAAAGUAGGCGCAAGAGAGUCGAAAAUAAGACCCAGCAAGACAGAGAAAGUGCAGAACAGGCAGAACGAAACCAAAAAAACCGCAUCACUCUGCGAUACCUCUACCUCCUCCCUCCAUACCCUGCAUCUACCCCCACCCCACCACCUCCUCCUUAUCUCUCCUCAUUACCCCAAGGAGAAAGGAACAGAAGAGAAAAGAAAAAAGAACGAAGUAGUAAGAGAAGGAGAUAAAGAGAAAGACAAAGGCUGGUAAUACAAUUUUUAUAGGGCCAUUUUGGCGGCUUAAUGUAUAACACUUAAACCCCAGACCCACCACCUCCAUAACAAAUGGAUCCCUUCCUCUCCCCCCUCUCAUCCCCUGCAUCUCCCCCCCCACCACACUCAUCAAGGGCAUCUAACUCCCAUCUCCAUCCAGUGCACUUCUCCCCCCACGAAAUCCCCAUUCUCUCCUAUAAACAUAUCACUCACUGCAAUCUCACCCACCACAACCUAAUCACCUCUCUCUCAUCUCACCCCCCCCUCCCCCCUACCCCCCCUGAUCUCCCACAACAACUUAAAUAAAUCUCUCUCAAGUAUCACCCCUUCUCCCUCCACUGCAUUCUCCACACAACCUUGCACUCAAUCUCUCUAAUCUCCCAACCCCUCCUCUACCUCUCCAUGCAUCACUUUUCCCCAACCACCUACUCAUAUCUCUCCUCUCCACCUCUCCCUCUCCCUGCCAUCUCCACCCACACCUACAUCCCGUCUAUCCGACCCUCUUCCAUACCCUUUGCAUCUCCACCCACACCUCCUCCCCUCUCUAUCCUCUCCCCCUCUAACUCCCCUCUUGCACAUCUCCCCCCCAACACCAUCAUCCAUUCUUCCUCUCCCCCAUCUCAAAUCACACCGGCUGCCUACCCCUAUCUUUCCAUUGUUGUAUUUUUUGGUCUUCUCAUUGCAAAAAAAAGGAAAAAGGAAAAAAGAAAAAAAAAAAAACCCCCCCAAAAACCCAACCCCCCCCCCCCCCCCCCCCCCAAAAACCCCCCCCCCCACCCCUUUUCCCCCAGGGAAAAAAAAGAGAAAAAAAAAACCCCCAAAAGGAAAAAAAAAAAAAAAAAAGGGGGAAAAACCCAAAAGGGGGGGAAAAAAACCACCCCCCCCCCCCCCCCCAAAAUUUCCCCCCCCCCCUCCCCCCGGGCCCCCCCCCCCCAAAAACCCCCCCCCCCCCCCCCAAAACCCCCCCCCCAAAAACCCAAAACCCCCCCCCAAAAAACCCCCCAAAAAAAACCCCCCCAAAACCCCCGGGAACAAAAAAAAAAAAAAAAAAAAACCCCCCCAAAACGCAUUCCCCCCAAAAAACCCCCCCCAACCCCCCCCCCCAAACCCCCGAAAAAAAACCCCCCCCCUUCCCCUUUUUUCCCCCACAAAAACCCCCCCGCCCCCCCCCCUCCCCCCCACCCCCCCCCCCUUCUCUCCCUCCCCCCCUCCCCCCCCCCCCCUCCCCCCCCUCCCCCUUCCCAAACCCCCCCCCCCCCCUUUUUUUCCUCAUUUUUCCCCAACCCCCCCCUUUCUCCUCUCCCCCUCUCCCUCCCCUGCAUCCCCCACACCUCCCCCUCUCUAGGUGUAGCCGUUUGGGGGUCCUCUGUAAACUGAGUCGGGAAAUUCCUCACUGAUUUUGUAUCAAUUGGAAAAAAAGGAGGGGCAAAAGUUGUAGGGCCUAAAACCCACCUCGGUUCAGUACACACACACACGUCCUGUCACAAAAACAUGAUCGACACCAUAAAUGUGUAACUCACCCCGUGUGUGUGUUUCUUUGUGGCGUUCCAGACCCUCUCCAAGGUGUUCUCUGCAGGGCUGGACAUCAUGGAGAUGUAUGGGACAAGUCCGGAGCGCUGUGGAGAGUUCUGGAAGGCUGUUCAGGAGAUGUGGCUCAAACUCUACGGGUCCACAUGGUUACCAUAGCUGCCAUCAACGUGGAGUCAGCACACCCAGCCGUGUGUGUGGUUCCAUUUGGCUCAAACUCUACGGUUCCAACAUGGAAGCUGUCCUGUCUAUUGGACGUUACUAUAGGAUCAUGGCUGAUAACCACCUCUCUCUAUCUCUCGCUCUCUCUCUCUCUCUCUCUCUAUCUCUAUCUCUCUCUCUCUCUGUCUUUUCUCGCUCUCUGUCUUUUCUCUCUCUCUCUCUCUCUCUCUCUCUCUCUCUCUCUCUCUCUCUCUCUCUCUCUCUCUCUCUCUGUCUUUUCUCUCUCUCUGUCUUUUCUCGCUCGCUCUCUCUCUCUCUCUGUCCUUUCUCUCUCGCUCGCUCGCUCUCUCUCGCUCGCUCUCUCUCUGUCUCUCUCUCUCUCUGUCUCUCUCUCUCUGUCUCUCUCUCUCUGUCUCUCUCUCUCUCUCUCUCUCUCUCUGUCUCUCUCUCCCCGUCUCUCUCUCUAUAUCUAUAUAUCUAUAGGGCUCUAGUCCAGCAGGUGGUUGUCUCAUGUCUAUUGGAUGUGACUAUAGGAUCAUGGCUGAUAACCCUCGCUACAGCAUCGGACUCAACGAGACUCAGCUCGGCAUCGUAGCUCCCUUCUGGUGAAACACGCACACACAUAUAUGCACACACACAUACUGUAUAUACACACUAAUACAUACACACACUAAUACACACCGCUUUUAUGUUGUACUGGUCUGAGUGUCGAUGUGUUGAAUCUGCGUGUGAGAGGUGCUGAAUGUGGUUGUGUUCAUGUUGUGGUCAUGUUAUGGUCACGUUGCGGUCCAGGUUUAAGGACACGUUGGUGAACACGGUUGGUAACCGGACAGCGGAGCUGUCGUUGGAGCUGGGUCAGUUGUACAGCGCUCCUGAGGCCCUGAAGAUCGGCCUGGUGGACCGGCUCGUACCUCAGGACCAGGUCCUCUCCACUGCACAGGACACCAUGUCCAAGUGGCUGGCUAUACCAGGUCAGAACACUCCAUCUCACACACACACAUAGUUUAUCAUCCUAUAUAUCUUUCUCCUGCCCCCAGACCAUGCCAGACAGUAUCUUAUAGAACAUAACUAUCUAUAUACAUUAUCCUAGAUCUCUCUUCCAGUCCAUGAUGUGAAAAAAAUCUAUCUCACUAUCUAUCUAUACAUUAUCCUAUAUAUACACUAACCUAUAUGUUAUCCUGUAUUUAAACUAAUCUAUACAUUAUCAUAUAUGUAUAAACUAACCUAUAGAUUAUCCUGCAUAUACACUGACAUAUACAUUAUCAUGUGUGUAUAUAUGUGUGUGUGCGGUACCAGUCAAAAGUUUGGACACACCUACUCAUUCAAGGGUUUUUCUUUAUUUUUAAUAUUGUAGAAUAAUAGUGAAGACAUCAAAACUAUGAAUUAACACAUAUGGAAUCAUGUAGUAACCAAAAGAGUGUUAAACAAAUUAGAUUUUUCAAAGUAGCCACCCUUUGCCUUGAUGACAGCUUUGCACACGCUUGGCGUUCUCUCAACCAGCUUCAUGAGGUAGUCACCUGGAUUGCAUUUAAAUUAACAGGUGUGCCUUCUUAAAAGUGAAUUUGUGUAAUUUCUUUCCUUCUUAAUGCAGUUAAGCCAAUCAGUUGUGUUGUGACAAGGUAGGUGUGGUAUACAGAAGAUAGCCCUAUUUGGUAAAAUACCACGUCCAUAUUAUGGCAAGAACAUCUCAAAUAAGCAAAGAGAAACGACAGUCCAUCAUUACUUUAAGACAUGAAGGUCAGUCAAUACGGAAAAUGUCAAGAACUUUGGAAGUUUCUUCAAGUGCAGUCGCAAAAACCAUCAAGCGCUAUGAUGAAACUGGCUCUCAUGAGGACCGCCACAGGAAUGGAAGACCCAGAUACCUCUGCUGCAGAGGAUAAGUUCAUUAGAGUUACCAGCCUCAGAAAUUGCAGCCCAAAUAAAUGCUUCACAGAGUUCAAGUAACAGAAACAUCUCAACAUCAACUGUUCAGAGGGGACUGUGUGAAUCAGGCCUUCAUGGUCGAAUUGCUGCAAAGAAACCAUUACUAAAGGACACCCAUAAGAAGAAGAGACUUGCUUGGGCCAAGAAACACGAGCAAUGGACAUUAGACCGGUAGAAAUCUGUCCUUUGGUCUGGAGUCCAAAUUUGAGAUUUGUGGUUCCAACCGCUGUGUCUUUGUGAGACGUGGUGUGGGUGAACGGAUGAUCUCCACAUGUGUAUUUCCCACGGUAAAGCAUGGAGGAGGAGGUGUUAUGGUGUGGGUGUGCUUUGCUGCAAUCACUGUCUGUGAUUGAUUUAGAAUUCAAGGCACACUUAACCAGCAUGGCUACCACAGCAUUCUGCAGUGAUAUGCCAUCCCAUCUGGUUUGGGCUAAGUGGGACUAUCAUUUGUUUUUCAACAGGACAAUGACCCAACACACCUCCAGGCUGUGUAAGGGCUAUUUGACCAAGAAGGAGAGUGAUUGAGUGCUGCAUCAGAUGACCUGGCCUCCACAACCACCUGACCUCAACCCAAUUGAGAUGGUUUGGGAUGAGUCGAAUGGCAGAGUGAAGGAAAAGCAGCCAACAAGUGCUCAGCAUAUGUGGGAACUCCUUCAAGACUGUUGGAAAAGCAUUCCAGGUGAAGCUGGUUGAGUGAAUGCCAAGAGAGUGCAAAGCUGUCAUCAAUGUAUGUAGUUCUGUCCUUGAGCUGUCCUUGUCUAUUAAUGUUCUGUAUUAUGUCAUGUUUCGUGUUUUGUGUGGACCCCAGGAAGAGUAGCUGCUGCUUUUGCAACAGCUAAUGGGGAUCCUAAUAAAAUACCAAUGCCAAGGCAAAGGGGGGCUACAUUGAAGAAUCUCAAAUCUAAAAUAUAUUUUGAUUUGUUUAAUUUAUUUUAUUUAUUUUUAUUUUAUGUCAUUUAGCAGACGCUCUUAUCCAGAGCGACUUACAGGAGCAAUUAGGGUUAAGUGCCUUGCUCAAGGGCACAUCGACAGAUUUUUCACCUAGUCGGCUCGGGGAUUAGAACCAGCGACCUUUCGGUUACUGGCACAACGCUCUUACCCACUAAGCUACCUGCCGCCCUAGUUUAACACUUUUUUUGGUUACUACAAGAUUCCAUAUGUGUUAUUUCAUAGUUUUGUUGUCUUCCCUAUUAUUCUACAAUGUAGAAAAUAGUGAAAAAUGAAGAAAAACCCUGGAAUGAGUAGGUGUCCAAACUUUUGACUGGUACUGUAUGUAAAUGUGAUAUUUCAGUUUUUUAUUUUUUAUACAUUUGCAAGAGUUUCUAAAAACCUGUUUUUGCUUUGUCAUUAUGGGGUAUUGUGUGUAGAUUGAUGAGGGGGAAAAACAAUUAAAUCAAUUUUAGAAUAAGGCUUUAACAAAAUGUGGAAAAAGUCAAGGUCUGAAUAAUUUCCGAAUGCACUGUGUAUACACUGACCUAUACAUUAUCCUAUAUACACUAACCUAUAUAUGAUUGUAUAUAUACACUGACCUAUAAAUUAUCCUAUAUAUACACGGAUAUAUACAUUAUCCUAUAUACACUAACCUAUACAUUAUUGUAUAUAUAUACACUGACCUAUACAUUAUCCUAUAUAUACAGUGAACUUUACACUGUCCUAUAUAUACACUAACCUAUACAUGAUCCUGUAUAUAACCUAUAUCUCUGCUCUCCUUCCAGACCAUGCCAGACAGACAGAUCAUUGUGUUAUAUCUGUAUGUUUAUAUAUAUAUACACUGCUCAAAAAAAUAAAGGGAACACUUAAACAACACAUCCUAGAUCUGAAUAAAUGAAAUAAUCUUAUUAAAUACUUUUUUCUUUACAUAGUUGAAUGUGCUGACAACAAAAUCACACAAACAUUAUCAAUGGAAAUCAAAUUUAUCAACCCAUGGAGGUCUGGAUUUGGAGUCACCCUCAAAAUUAAAGUGGAAAACCACACUACAGGCUGAUCCAACUUUGAUGUAAUGUCCUUAAAACAAGUCAAAAUGAGGCUCAGUAGUGUGUGUGGCCUCCACGUGCCUGUAUGACCUCCCUACAACGCCUGGGCAUGCUCCUGAUGAGGUGGCGGAUGGUCUCCUGAGGGAUCUCCUCCCAGACCUGGACUAAAGCAUCCGCCAACUCCUGGACAGUCUGUGGUGCAACGUGGCGUUGGUGGAUGGAGUGAGACAUUAUGUCCCAGAUGUGCUCAAUUGGAUUCAGGUCUGGGGAACGGGCGGGCCAGUCCAUAGCAUCAAUGCCUUCCUCUUGCAGGAACUGCUGACACACUCCACGUUCUCCACGGCGUCUCCAGACUCUGUCACGUCUGUCACAUGUGCUCAGUGUGAACCUGCUUUCAUCUGUGAAGAGCACAGGGUGCCAGUGGCGAAUUUGCCAAUCUUGGUGUUCUCUGGCAAAUGCCAAACGUCCUGCACGGUGUUGGGCUGUAAGCACAACCCCCACCUGUGGACGUCGGGCCCUCAUACCACCCUCAUGGAGUCUGUUUCUGACCGUUUGAGCAGACACAUGCACAUUUGUGGCCUGCUGGAGGUCAUUUUGCAGGGCUUUGGCAGUGCUCCUCCUGCUCCUCCUUGCACAAAGGCGGAGAUAGCGGUCCUGCUGCUGGGUUGUUGCCCUCCUACGGCCUCCUCCACGUCUCCUGAUGUACUGGCCUGUCUCCUGGUAGCGCCUCCAUGCUCUGGACACUACGCUGACAGACACAGCAAACCUUCUUGCCACAGCUCGCAUUGAUGUGCCAUCCUAGAUGAGCUGCACUACCUGAGCCACUUGUGUGGGUUGUAGACUCCGUCUCAUGCUACCACUAGAGUGAAAGCACCGCCAGCAUUCAAAAGUGACCAAAGCAUCAGCCAGGAAGCAUAGGAACUGAGAAGUGGUCUGUGGUCACCACCUGCAGAACCGCUUCUUUCUUGGGGGUGUCUUGCUAAUUGCCUAUAAUUUCCACCUGUUGUCUAUCCCAUUUGCACAACAGCAUGUGACAUUUAUUGUCAAUCAGUGUUGCUUCCUAAGUGGACAGUUUGAUUUCACAGAAGUGUGAUUGACUUGGAGUUACAUUGUGUUGUUUAAGUGUUCCCUUUAUUUUUUUGAGCAGUGUAUAUUAUAUUAACACUAACCUAUACACCUCUCCUCUCCCUCCAGACCAUGCCAGGCAGAUCACCAAGUCCAUGAUGAGGAAACAGACCAUUGACAAGCUGCUGUCCAACAGGGAAGCUGACAUCACCAACUUUGUGAGCUUCAUCACUAAAGACUCCAUCCAGAGGUCCCUCCGCAUGUACCUGGAGAUGCUCAAGAGUAGAAAGGUCUAGUCUGAGACCCAAACUGCACCCUAUUCCCCAUAGGG
Coregonus sp. 'balchen' is the source of this 17445-nucleotide messenger RNA. NCBI's taxonomy places the organism in Eukaryota, Metazoa, Chordata, Actinopteri, Salmoniformes, Salmonidae. The record is from the annotation of a GenBank genome assembly.